Theileria orientalis strain Shintoku is the source of this 1284-nucleotide messenger RNA. Its product is annotated as centromere/microtubule binding protein. Gene Ontology annotation, molecular function: RNA binding; pseudouridine synthase activity. The coding region runs from base 1 to 1284 and encodes 427 amino acids. NCBI's taxonomy places the organism in Eukaryota, Apicomplexa, Aconoidasida, Piroplasmida, Theileriidae. The record is from RefSeq and is a predicted model, not a curated record. Gene Ontology annotation, biological process: mRNA pseudouridine synthesis; snRNA pseudouridine synthesis; rRNA pseudouridine synthesis. Gene Ontology annotation, cellular component: box H/ACA snoRNP complex. The transcript has 4 exons.
AUGGAUAAGACCAAACAGUUUUUAAUCAAACCGGAGGCCAAUUCACCUCCAAUUGAUACUUCAAACUGGCCCUUUCUUUUAAAGAAUUAUGAUAAGCUGAACGUACGAACUGGCCAUUAUACCCCGAUGCCGCACGGCUCGUCGCCACUCUGCAGAGACCUGUCGAAUUACAUGAAAUAUGGAUACAUAAACUUGGAUAAGCCGGCGAAUCCAUCAUCGCACGAGAUUGUGGCCUGGAUAAAGAGGAUUUUGAGGUGCGAAAAGACGGGCCACAGUGGAACUCUUGACCCUAAGGUCACAGGAGUUCUCCUGGUGUGCCUGAACAGGGCCACGCGCCUCGUAAAAUCUCAGCAGAAUCACGGGAAGGAAUACGUAGCUGUCGUUAAGUUCCACUCACCGCCAGAGUCUAAAGCCAAGGUUGAGAAGGUGCUUGCGGAGCUGACUGGGACCCUGUUUCAGAGGCCUCCGCUGAUUGCCGCAGUCAAGAGGCAGCUGCGCGUCAGGACAAUAUACGAGUCGAAGCUCCUCGACUACAACGCCGAGGAGGACCUGGCGCUCUUCUGGGUCAAGUGCGAAGCGGGCACGUACGUGAGGACAAUGUGCGUGCACAUGGGCCUGCUGCUGGGCACGGGCGCACACAUGCAGGAGCUGCGCAGAGUUAAGUCGGGAAACAUCUCGGAGUACGACAACAUGGUGACCAUGCACGACGUGCUCGACGCGCAGUACCUCUACGACAGCACCUCCGACGAGUCGUACCUGCGCUACGUGGUGAGUCCGCUCGAGCAGCUGCUCACGGGCUACAAGAGGGUCGUGGUCAAGGACUCGUGCGUUAACGCGAUCUGCUACGGCGCGAAGCUCAUGAUCCCCGGAGUCCUCAGGUUCGAAAACAACAUAGAGCUGCACGACGAGCUCGUCAUGAUAACCACGAAGGGCGAGGCGAUCGCGCUGGGCAUCGCACAAAUGACCAGCGCAGUGAUCGCGACGGUCGACCACGGCGUGGUAGCGGUCAUCAAGAGGGUGAUAAUGGACCGCGACACGUACCCGAUGCGCUGGGGGUACGGGAACAGGAGCACUGAGAAGAGGCGCCUGAUCAGCCUGGGCCUCCUCGACAAGGACGGGAAGGUGAACGAGCGCACUCCGCAAAGCUGGACGAAGAGCGAGGGCUACCUGCCGAAGUUGACCGGCGAUUCCGCCGCAGAGGGCAGUGCGUCAGAGGACCCGAAGGUCAACGGCGAAACUGCAGGAGACAGCCCAGAACCAAACAAUAAGAAGCGCAAGUUUUAG